Messenger RNA from Aspergillus calidoustus, 330 nucleotides. The record is from the annotation of a GenBank genome assembly. Lineage: Eukaryota; Fungi; Ascomycota; Eurotiomycetes; Eurotiales; Aspergillaceae.
AUGGCCGGAAGCAAGGCUCUCACCCACCUACAAACCGGCCAGAAAGCUCACAAGCGCCUCGGCGAAGGGUAUCAUAAGCACAUACAGCAGGAAGCAACCCCGGCUCAAGAGGACGAAUACGCCGAGGUCACAGGUCUCAUACGGAGUAUACUAGAAAAAGCUGCCCCCAGCCUCGCCAUCGAGGAUUUCGGCUCGGACGUGCUAGACGCGGUUUUUGGUGUCCGUGAAGGUGAUCCAAGGAAGAUUCCGAUGUUGGGUGUCAGUGCGGAUGAUGAUUUGUCUGUCUUGUGCUUUCGUUUGAUGUUUCUUUCUUUCUCGCCUGCCAUUUGA